AAAUUUCACCUGACUAACGUGAAUAAAUAUAAAAAGACUUAGGUAAGAGGUACAUUUUAGGGAAGAAAAACAUUUAAGCUACUUCCAUCCUGUUAGCGAAACUAAAUAUAAAGAUCCUUUUAUGAAGAAGGCAGAGCACAAUUGAUGCCUCUCAGCAACCUGAUGUUAAGUUUUGCCCUGCAUGAUGUUAUCCAGUAGCUUUAUAAAUGGACUGGAAGGUCCUUCCAAGUGCCCCGCGCAGGGGCGGCUGCCUGUGACAUCACACAGCGGCCAGCACUGGGGUGCCCGCCCGCCCACCGCACCAGUGCCCCGGGCAGCCACUAUGGUGUGUGGGCCCACCACCUGCCACCACACAUGAUGCACACCAGCACCAACUCAUGCAGCUCCCCCCAGCUCUCCCACCAUGGAUGAUGCUGUGGUGCUUGGAAAGAAAGGCUAUAGCCUGAGCAACACGCUAGGAGAAGGCUCUUACGGCAAAGUGAAAUCUGCCUACUGCAACUGGCUGAAAUGCAACGUGGCCGUCAAGAUAAUCGACAAGAGGAAAACUCCUCGGGACUUCCUGGAAAGAUUUCUCCCCAGGGAAAUAGAGGCUUUGAGACAUUUGCACCAUCCCUCAAUCAUCAAAACCUAUGAGAUUUUUGAGACAUCAGCUGGGAAAGUGUACAUUGUGAUGGAGCUGGGGGCAAAGGGAGACCUCCUGGACUACAUCAAGAUCACAGGAGCUAUGGAAGAGGACAUCGCUCGCAUCAAGUUUCAGCAGUUGGCUUCUGCCAUCAAGUAUUGCCACGACUCAGACUUCGCUCACAGGGACCUGAAAUGUGAGAACAUCCUUCUCGAUGAAGACCUCAACAUCAAGCUGUCAGACUUUGGCUUUUCCAAACCCUUGUCUCGGGAUGAAAACGGAAGAACUAUUCUCAGCAAAACGUUCUGUGGGUCUGCUGCGUACGCAGCCCCUGAAGUGCUACAGGGCAUUCCUUGUGACCCCAGGAUUUCUGACAUAUGGAGCCUGGGUGUCAUCUUGUAUACAAUGGUCUACGCUUUAAUGCCAUUUGAUGAUUCCAAUGUCAGGAAAAUGAUCUGCGUUCAGAAACAACACAGGAUUCCCUUCCCCAACUCAAAAUACCUGACUGCAGAGUGCAAGGACCUCAUUUACCACUUGCUCCAGCCUAGCGUGUCUCAGAGGUUGCACAUAGAUGAAGUUUUGAAACACUCAUGGUUGCAGACUCCAAAAUCCACAAUCCCUUCCCCUCCGCCAGCUGCAGAAGAGGGUGAGUGUUCCCAAAACCUGCAUGAAGGAAAGCCUGAGCACAAGCAGCAAGCCAAAUCCCAUUCUGCAGAAGGGGAAGGAGAGGAGAAGGAAGCGAGAUCCUCUUAA
Molecule: messenger RNA, 1375 nt
Organism: Harpia harpyja (harpy eagle)
Lineage: Eukaryota; Metazoa; Chordata; Aves; Accipitriformes; Accipitridae
Gene: TSSK2
Product: testis specific serine kinase 2
Exons: 1
Coding region: 404-1375 (323 amino acids)
Biological process (GO): intracellular signal transduction; protein phosphorylation; microtubule cytoskeleton organization
Cellular component (GO): cytoplasm
Molecular function (GO): tau-protein kinase activity; ATP binding; protein serine/threonine kinase activity
Source: RefSeq, a predicted model, not a curated record